This is a messenger RNA of Rhodofomes roseus, 2871 nucleotides long. RefSeq lists its product as uncharacterized. The coding region runs from base 1 to 2871 and encodes 956 amino acids. The transcript has 6 exons. Lineage: Eukaryota; Fungi; Basidiomycota; Agaricomycetes; Polyporales; Fomitopsidaceae. The record is from RefSeq and is a predicted model, not a curated record.
AUGUCCAGGCCGAACACGCGUAACGGCCAAUCUCACGAUCCUGAUCAGUCGUACAGCCAGGACCAAUCGUACCCACCCAACGAGUCGUAUGCGCCCGGCGACGAGUCGUAUAUGCCCGACGAGUCGUAUGUGCCUGCCCAGUCACAUGCCCCACACCCUUCAUACGCGCGCGACCAGUCGCAUGCGCCUGAUCAGUCAUAUGCGCCCGACCAGUCGUAUGCGCCCGACCAGUCGUAUGUGCCUGCCCAGUCGCAUGUCCCCCAUCCUUCGUACGCGCCCGACCAGUCGUAUGCGCCUGCCCAGUCGCAUGUCCCGCAUCCUUCGUAUGCGUCUGUCCAGUCGCAUGUCCCGCAUCCUCCGUACACGCCCGGCAACUUCUAUGCGCCCAACAACUCGUAUGCGCCCAACGUCUCGUAUGCGCCCAACAUCUCGUAUGCGCCCAAUGUCUCGUACAUGCCUGAUCAUAACAUGCUUGACCAUUCGAACGGACGUGACCAUUCGUACGCGCAAAGGCAGUCGUACUCACCCGGCCAGUCCAACUCCACACCCUCCUUUAACCGUGCAGACUUGCCCCCGGUGGGCUCAUCAUCGAUCGUGUAUCAAGUUCGCCCUUCUUCCGCAGGUCCCUCCUCGAGUCCUGCUAACCAGCCUCCUGUCGGCGGUACUACUACUUCGUCCACAAGAGCGAAUCAGGCUUAUUCAUCUCCCGCGGUGCUGGCGGAUACCCUUCGGACCGGCUCUGUGACGCCUGCAGAUCGCGAUUCCUCUGCUACGCCGACUUCUCAGUACUACAGCCCGGGCCCUUCUUCCUUACAGUUGAACAACAUGAACUCCGACGUACCGAGGUCUGCAAUGGGUGUACCUGCUCGAGAACAUUCGCCUCAGGUUGCCGCUCUACCGGGCCAGCGCGAUGUUGAUCAUGACAUCGACAUGUCAAAUGAACAUGAGACACCCUCGACACCCCCUCCACUGACCACCAACCAGAUUCGUCUCAUUGGCAAGGAGCCAUCUUUCUCUGUGCUGGAACAAGUGGCUAGGCCCCAUCAAGUCACUGCGGCGCAGGCGCUUCGACGUGAGGCCUCACUCAAAGUAAAUGAACAACCUGCUCGACCGCAUCGGAUGUCGGCUGAGCAGCUCCUGGGGCGCCAACCUUCACUUGAGAUCCAACAUCCACGCGCUCGGCCGGCGUCUCAAGUGCCAGCUCAGGCUGCGGUCUGCCGUCCGCUCUCUACACAUCCGCUCUCAACACGCCCGCUCUCUACGCAUUCUACACAUCUGCCCUCUACACGACCAUCCUCUCACGCGCCGACUACUGGCCCCGCUCAUGAUGGGGUUCCUUCCCCUUCUCCGAGUCAAACACAACCGUCGCCGCAUCUACUGUCUCAGCAGACAGACACUGAGGCCGCUGCUGUUGCUACGCACGCGCCCACUGCGGUAUUACACCCUGAGACCACCCGGGAGCAUAGUCCAGCACAGACGACCAAUCCGCGAGUCCCAUCACCUUUGCCAUCCGCAGACCUCAACGAGGAGCUUGAGGACCGCAACAUGACCGGUCCAACGCCGCUGAGCAGUCCACUAUUGUCGAAGGGCAAGGCCAAGGAAUAUCGAGUCCCAACACCGACCUUGCCUACUGCUGGACCGUCAGACAGCUCCUCAGGACCUCCGAGUUUGAUGACGUCUGAGUUUGCCGUCCUUCUGCUCCAAUCGCAUGAGAAGACAAACAAUCUACUUUACUCUCUGAUCGAUGAGAACCGCCAGCUUCGCUCGACAGUAGGCUCGGAGUUGCAACAGAUCAGUAGGCGCCUCAAGAAAGUGGAGGCAGUAAUGAACUCGAAGCCGAGCAAGGGACACGACAACGAGGAUGAGGAUGAAGUCGAAGAAGAGUUAGGUCGCAUUUCUGACAACGAGCAAGCCGAUGAUGAACAAGAGCUGCACUUUGCGAAGCCACCCCGUCGUCGUACGCAUUCAAACAAGGUCGCUGUCCUCAAGGACACAAGCAUGAAAGCACAGGUUACGUAUCUCAAGAAAUGUAUUCGCCAGCACCUAGACCUUCUACUUGGGACGAGUGCAGUCCCGGAAAUGGUAGCAAGGCAUCCGCCCAUCACAGAUGAGGAAAUGCAGAACUACCUGGAUGACGACGGAGGCGUCGUCUGUACCGCUCAAAGCUUCCGUGUCGACUUCAUGAGGGCACCAUCAUGCACGUUCAAUGGAGAAGCUAGGAAGGUCUUUGUCGACAACUUCCUUGCCAGUGUUGAUGCGGGGUCAUACAAAGAUGAGACCAUCCCUCGCACCCUCCUAACGCAGCAAGUCAUCAGCACGGUCUACGACACGAAUAUGUCGUAUCGCCGAAAGCUCUAUAAGGAGCACCUCAAACCUUCGACUCGCGAAGACGAGGAACUGGUCAAGAAACGUAGAGCCGCCACUAGUCGCCGACGUACUUUACGGGAUAGCCGGGUCGCAACGGUGGUGAAGCACAAGCUAGUCCAACACACGGCCUUGUUCAAGAAGCUUCGGCCGAUACACAUGAGUGGCGAUGAGACUGAUGGGCAGGCAAAGACGCACCCCCCGGCAUACAGGAUCGUCGAAGCGCGCUGGCAGAGCCUGGAGCUGAAGACAUUCCUGAGGGCGCUCGAUGCGAUGUACCGGGAAGAUUGGGCGACGCCGGUUGGCAUCCGGGCAGUCAGCGGGAACUCUCCUCGUCAUCGCAUCGAAAGUGGUGCUCGGGUUGAAGAAGGUAUUGCGCCACCAUUCCUGUGGCGUAAUUGCUACGACCAGACUUGGUUACAGUCUCUCAAGCCACACGUGCUGGAGUCACUCCACAUCGUUGACGACCAUUACGACUUUAUCCUCAAACCCUCUGACUCUGCCUGA